UGUGCCCUUGUAGACAACAAAAAAGUUGGAAGACACGGGCAAGUUGAAAUUUCUGGAUGCUCGUCCGCUCAGAACCACCGAAGGAUCGGUGAGCAGCGUCUUUCUCAGCGGGUCUUAUUCCGGUUGCCAUGGCUUGGCGCAAAAUGGUGGGACUUUGUUAUUGUGCUUGAGUGCAGUUCGUCAGUGUAAAUAUAUCAACGUAGACCUCAGCAGUGACAACCACAAAGCAACGAAGCCUUGGUCAUCCAUUGCGAAAGUGUAAAGGAGACAUCAGGCAUCAUCGUCCAUCUGAGAAGCUCCGAUAUUGUCGAUGGAAUUCUCGCCACUCAACGUUACCAUUGAUGUGACUACAGAACGGACGAGUACAACAUGAGGACGUCGUGGGUCUUGUUCUUCGCGCUGGUUUUCACAUUUUGCAAAUGCUGGAAGUACGUGCCCUUAGCGUCGACCGUGGCGCAAUGGAUCGGAUUCGUCGUGAUUGUGUCCUCGCUCUCCUACUGGUUGGCCAGGUACAUCUGGACCGUAGCCUUUGUGGACCUAGUGUCUGGCGAAGGGAAGGCGGUUCUGGUGACGGGGUGCGAUAGUGGCUUUGGAUAUUAUCUGGUCAAAAGCCUUUCGCGUAUGGGUUUCUUCGUGUUCGCCGGCUGCUUGGACUCUGGUAGCGACGGAGCCAACGACCUGAGCAAGUUCGCCAACGUCAAGGUUCUGCAGAUGGAUAUCAGCAGCGAACAGCAAGUCAACUACGCCUUGGUGACUAUCAAAGAAGGCCUGGGUUCCAGAGUGUUGUGGGCUGUCGUCUGCAACGCGGCCAUCCGCAACGAGGGACUCUUCGAGUGGGUAACCAUGGAAGCCAUGAAGAAAGUCGUUGACGUCAACAUCCUUGGUACCUGCCGCGUCGCUAAGGCGUUCCUCCCACUGCUCAGGAAAUCCAACGGACGCCUGGUUGUCGUCACUAGCUCUUUCGGAUACGUGACGAUGCCUUUGGGAACGCCGUACUCGAUGACGAAGCACGCGGCUGUAUCCAUGGUGGAUGGACUCCGCCGCGAGUGCUACGGCAAGGGCGUCGACAUCAUUCAGGUCAUGCCACAAGCCUACAAGACCAACAUCAGUGCUCCUUUGUUUUCACGUGGGCUCACCACGGAUGACUUGAAGAAGAACUGCCCAGAGGUCGCCGACGACUUCACACAGAAGGAGAUCGACAGCUGGAUCGACUCAUCUAAGAACUUCUACGACAUCUUGAACCGGGAAAACUUGCAAGAGGUCGCGGACGUCAUGGUCCUCGCCGUGCGCGAAACGGACCCAAGGACGUGGUACACAACGCCGUGGAGUCUCUGCACCGCAGUUCUGUUUCCUUUCACCUACCUGCCUGACGAGGCUACAGAUGCCAUCAUGGCCAUCGCCAGGACGAAGCUGACCCCACUUUCAAACAUGCUCAAGAACCACAGGAAGAAUUAUAGUACAACACGCGUACACCCGUGAGCAAAAGUACACGGACCAGCGGAGCGCGUGCCGAAAUUGCAGUCUGCGCCUUCUAGUGGCGAACUGUCGACAGUAUUGCUCUGGCUACGAAUUCUCCAGAGC
Rhipicephalus sanguineus (brown dog tick) is the source of this 1581-nucleotide messenger RNA. RefSeq names its product retinol dehydrogenase 7. Gene Ontology annotation, molecular function: oxidoreductase activity. The record is from RefSeq and is a predicted model, not a curated record. The transcript is spliced from 6 exons. The coding region runs from base 370 to 1479 and encodes 369 amino acids. NCBI's taxonomy places the organism in Eukaryota, Metazoa, Arthropoda, Arachnida, Ixodida, Ixodidae.